AACCGUUCGGCUUUGGCGGCGCACCAGCCCAACCGUUCGGCUUUGGCGGCGCACCAGCCCAACCGUUCGGCUUUGGCGGCGCACCAGCCCAACCGUUCGGCUUUGGCGGCGCACCAGCCCAACCGUUCGGCUUUGGCGGCGCACCAGCCCAACCGUUCGGCUUUGGCGGCGCACCAGCCCAACCGUUCGGCUUUGGCGGGGCACCAGCCCAACCGUUCGGCUUUGACGGGGCACCAGCCCAACCGUUCGGCUUUGGCGGGGCACCAGCCCAACCGUUCGGCUUUGGCGGGGCACCAGCCCAACCGUUCGGCUUUGGCGGGGCACCAGCCCAAUCGUUCGGCUUUGGCGGCGCACGAGCCCAACCGUUCGGCUUUGGCGGGGCACCAGCCCAAACGUUCGGCUUUGGCGGGGCACCAGCCCAAACGUUUGGCCUCGGUGGGGCGACGGCCUAUCCAAUCAGCCCAUACGCCCCGCCAUUUAGCUUCGGUUGCUUCCUCGCACCUCCAGUCGGCUUCUCCAACAUGCCUGCCCUCGCAUUCUGGUUCGUCGGCCCGUUUACCACAUCCAACGGCCCAUGGGGCGCGUCCUGGACGUUUCAGAGUUCUGCCAACACGUCCGCCUCAUCGUUCAGCUUCCCAAGCCCCAGUUUUCCGGAGUUCAGCUUCGCGACCCCGACAUCCGGUUUCGGCGCCGCAUCACCUUUCAACCCCAGCGGCAUGCCGCCGGCCCAAGCCUCCGGCUUCGGGUCCCCGCAGCACGCCUCUGGUGCGCCUGCUGGCAGCAGAUGGUUGGCCUACUGGCGGACCCCAGCUCAUGAGGGGGACUCCUCGGGACCGAUCUACCUCCAUUCAAUCUCCGCUCUCCUGGGAGCUAGGCAACCGCCACAGCAUUCGUCACAUGAGGAGCUGCGUUGGGAGGACCACCAAUGGAACCAGGAUCAUGGUACGGCAGCCGGCAGUGAAAGGGUGGUUUACCGGCGGACCCCCGAAACCCGGGACUCAGCAGGUGCGUGCGAUGUCCUUACUUCCAUAUCCGCUGUCUUGGAGGAUCAGCGACCGGCUGUGUUCAAAUCCCACGAGGAGCUGCGAUGGGAGGACUGCCAGCGCGGAUCGAAACACGGCAAUGCACCGCCCAUUCGGAGGGGGCACCCGAGAGGGCCCUGUAGCAUGCCCACACCCGCUGCUGAAGCCUCACCCGGCCCCUCAGGCGCAUCCACAAGUGGUGCAGCGGCUGCCGGCCGCCGGCCUUUUUCCAUGUCAAUAGGUGCAUUGGCCUCUGCUGCGAGAAGCUCUUUCAGGGCCAGUGCUGACAGCAUAUCAUCAUUUCUUGGCAGCUCCAAGACCGCAGCAGCAACCGCUUCACGGUCUGGCACUGACGGCAGUAGUGCCGGCAGGAGUGCCGGCGGGGGUCCAGCCGGGCCGGCAGGAAGCGCAGCUACGGUCGGGAUGACUGCGGAAGGGCUGCAGCGCGCGAGGGUGCGUGAAGAAGGCGAGGCGGCAGCAGGGACAGCACCUGCAGCUUCGCCUUCCGGCAGCGCAGCAGCGGCAGCAGCACCUGCAGCGCCACCCUCAGGUAUUGCAGCAGCGGCAGCAGCACCUGCAGCGCCACCCUCCGAAAGUGCAGCUGCAGGCGCUGCAGUGGUGUCCCCAGCAUCAGGCGGCGGCAGCAGGGGUCCCCAUGCUCACCGCAAUGCGGCCGAGGACGCGGCAGAGGGGGCGGAGGCGGCGGUUGCAGCGACGGUAAGCACUGGAAGCACCGCUAGCGUCAGCAUCCCUGCUAACGAGGGUGGCGGUGCCGGCCCUUCCACUGGAGGUGUGGCGGCGGCGCCGCCGCCAGGCGUCGACUCUGGCGGCGACGCGCGGACGAGUGCGAGUGGUGACGACAGGGCGAAUGGCGGAGCCGGCCGCAGCGCCGCAGCCCCUGUGGGUGGUGACGGCGACCGGCUUCGCAACGCCCUGGAGCCGGACCCCUUGUUCCUGUGUCCCAUUACGCUCGACGUCAUGGAAGACCCUGUGGUCGCCACCGACGGCUACACCUACGAGCGCUCCGCCAUCACCAAGUGGCUGAUGACACGCAAGAGGACAAGCCCAAUAACAAACCUACCGAUGCCGGCCGAUACCUCUCUCAUUCCUAACCGUGCGGUGCGGUUAGCCAUUUGCGAGUGGAAGCAUAAAACCGGACAGCUGUAGCGAGUAGCAAUGCAGUAUGUAGAUUAUGGCAGCUGGAAUUGCAGCAGACUUGGCCGCAGGAUUGCAUGUUGCCGGUUGAUGUUCGUAAGCCUAUACAUGAGGCUUCCCCUACCUGCUGUUGGGGACACAUGGCAGGGCCCAAGGGCUGCUGUAGCAGCGUUACCGUACGUAACGCGAAUGUAGCAGCUGGGGAUGUGCAGGUAUGGGGGAGCAGGAUUGGAUAAGGAGGAAUGACGGGAGUGGUACCAGCGGUUGGUACCAGGCGGACACGUGCUUUCCCCAUGUUCCCAGCUGUAGGGGACGCGGGGCAGCUGGCAGGAGCCCAGGGGACUUAGGCAGAGGUGUUGAAUGUAGGCAGGGCUCUUGGACGUGGCGUGCGUACGACGGUAGACAUGCAUGUACGGUGUCUCAUCUGUUGUGCGCAGAGUGGCUUGUACUGCGGAACAGCCUGGAUGCUUGGCUUUUGUAGUCGUAUAGGGCCCAUUAGCCCAUUGCACAAACUGCAUCCAUGUAGAGUUGAGAGGCCAUCCAUAUAAAGUGGAUUGAGGUCUGUAAUGAUUAGCAGUUUAAUGUAUGUUCAUAUGCUUUAAAGCGCCUUUGUGGGACCGAUGCGGAGUCACGGGGGAGAGUGAUGAAAGUCGGGCUGAGUUGUGAAAGGGCUGCGUCCGGCAAUGUAAGCAUGUAAGAUGUAACACGCAACGAG
Astrephomene gubernaculifera is the source of this 2892-nucleotide messenger RNA. NCBI's taxonomy places the organism in Eukaryota, Viridiplantae, Chlorophyta, Chlorophyceae, Chlamydomonadales, Astrephomenaceae. The record is from the annotation of a GenBank genome assembly.